AGUGUUUCUCCAUGUUUGCUGUCCUAGCUGUUAACUUCAACCCAUCUUCAUGGCGUUAUUUAAAGCUAUUUUUCAAAAACAAACGCUACGUACAAUAGAUGGAUUGUUAUAUAGGAAAAGCUUACCAGCUGUCGUCCAACUUCUUUCAACAAAGAGUAUUAAUAAAGAAGAAAAGUACCAGACAGACAUCACAGAAUUGAAAGGCCGUCCAUGGCUUAUCCUUGCUUCUCCUGCAGAAGUAUCUCUUGUUUGCUCUGUAAGUGCUGAUUUUGAAAUGCACAGAGGAAUCGCAAGAGAUUUCAAAAAGAAGUUUGAAAAUAUUAAUGAACUCAAGCAACAAAAUAAAGUGGUUGGGCAAGCUGCAGUUUUAAAAAGAAAUGACACAAGUUUUGUAUACUAUUUACUUGUACGGAACAGAUGGUGGGAUCGAGCCACCCCCGAAGCAUUCCACAGUUCUAUCACAGACAUGAAAGAACAUUGCAUUAAACAUGGUAUCACUCAGCUAGCUAUUCCUAGAAUUGGAACCGGUGAUGAUGGGGUGAGCUGGGGUGUUAUCAAAGAUAUAGUAGAAAAAGUCUUUCAAGACACUGGUAUUACUAUCAAGGCUUAUACCACGCGAUAGAUAUCCUUUGACAAUACCUUAUUUGCACAUGAAUUGAAGUGUGUUAUAUUUUGUUUAUAAAAUAACUGUUAAUAACUGGUUGAAAGUGCGUGCUAUAUGGGAGCACACAGCAUGGGUGCGCAGUAUUUAUUUCGUCAUUUAUAACUAAAAUAACAGCUUUUCUGAUGUGUAUUUUAGAAAAGAAAUAUAAAAUUUGGUUGCGGUGUGUGCACUAAGACGCAUUCCACAACGA
This is a messenger RNA of Actinia tenebrosa (Australian red waratah sea anemone), 854 nucleotides long. RefSeq names its product ADP-ribose glycohydrolase OARD1. The record is from RefSeq and is a predicted model, not a curated record. Gene Ontology annotation, biological process: peptidyl-glutamate ADP-deribosylation. Lineage: Eukaryota; Metazoa; Cnidaria; Anthozoa; Actiniaria; Actiniidae.